CCGGCUCGUCGCGAGCUAAAGUCAACGGCAGCAAAAAGUCGCGCGAGAUUCCUUUAGUCUUUCUUGUCAGAGAUAUUACACCGUUUAAAAAGUCAGUCUUCCAGGAAAGACGGUUCAUUUUGUCCAUUUAUCGACGUAACAAGCGGUGAGCAAGUUUAUUUGGUAGAUUUCCGCUGGCUAGCCUUGCAGUGCUGUGAUGUCGGUUAAGAAAUGGGAAGAGAAAAGGACGCAAAAGGAGACGCAAAAGCCAAGCGCAAAGCGGUGAAACUGAAGAACCUGAGCGACUGUGAAAGUGCAGGUGCAGGAGGAGAACUUAUUAAGAACAGCAUAAAACCAACUAAAUCUGCAGACAAGACCGAUCAUGGAAAGUCUCAAAAGAAGGUUAAGAUGCCUAAGAUGGAAAACCUGGAGCCAGUCAGCAGUUCCAGUGACUUUGUGAAACAAGAGCCAGAGGAUGAUGAAUUCACUGCAAAGAAGAAAGGGCUGAAAAGAAAGAGAAUUAAGGAUGAGCUGACGGAAGAAACUUCACUUUCCUCUGCUUCACCUGUCUUAAAGAAAAGAAAUAAUCACUGUGGUGAUGAGGAAAAAAGUGAAGGUGAAUCUCAGAUGAAGAAAUCAAAAAAGAGGACAGAAAAGACUGUAAAGAAAGAAGAAGGAGAGCAUCCAGUCUCCAAAAAAGCCAAGAGGACAAAGGAAGAGAUUGAGGAAGCAAGACUGCUGAAGAUAAAAAAGAAGGAGGAGGAGGAGCAGAAUCGCUGGAGAUGGUGGGAAGAAGAGAAGUACGAAGAUGGGGUGAAAUGGAAAUACCUGGAACACAAAGGACCGUACUUUCCUCCAGAGUACCAGCCUCUACCCGACGAUGUUCACUUCUACUAUGACGGUAAAAAGGUGAAGCUGAGUCUGGCAGCAGAGGAGGUGGCGCUUUUCUUUGCCCAGAUGUUGGACCACGAGUACACCACAAAGAAGGUGUUUCGAGAGAACUUUUUUAAAGACUGGAGGAAGGAAAUGACCCCAGAGGAGAGAUCACUGAUUAAAAACCUUGACAAGUGUGACUUUGGAGAAAUCCAUGCCAUGCAUAAAACCAAGGUGGAGGCCAGGAAAAACAUGACCAAAGGGGAGAGACUGGCUUUGAAAGAGGCCAACCAGAAGAUAGUUGAUGAGUACGGCUUCUGUCUGCUGGAUCACCACAAAGAGCGUAUUGGCAACUUUAAGAUUGAGCCUCCAGGUCUGUUCCGAGGGAGAGGGGAGCAUCCUAAACAGGGAAUGUUGAAGAAAAGGAUUCAACCUGAGGAUGUUAUCAUCAACUGCAGCAAAGAAUCCCGUAUCCCUGUAGCGCCUGCUGGUCAUCGCUGGAAGGAGGUUCGACAUGACAACACUGUGACAUGGCUGGCCAGCUGGACUGAAAACAUCCAGGGCUCCAUUAAAUACAUCAUGCUCAACGCCAACUCCAAGCUCAAGGGGGAGAAGGACUGGGAGAAAUAUGAAGUUGCUCGGAAACUGAAGUCGUGUGUGGACGACAUCCGUAACCAGUACCAACAGGAUUUCAAGUCUAAAGAGAUGGUCAGACGCCAGAGAGCUGUGGCCCUGUACUUCAUAGACAAGCUGGCGCUGAGAGCUGGUAAUGAGAAAGAGGAGGGGGAGACGGCGGACACGGUCGGCUGCUGCUCGCUUCGUGUCGAGCACAUCACCCUACACGACCUACUGGAUGGUAACGAGUUUGUGGUGGAAUUUGACUUUCUGGGUAAAGACUGCAUUCGCUACUACAACAAGGUUCCUGUCAUCAAAAAGGUUUUUAAGAAUCUUAAACUCUUCCUAGAGAACAAGGAGCCUGGAGAUGAGCUGUUUGACCGUCUUAAUACAAGCCUUUUAAACAAACAUCUGAGCUCUCUAAUGCCUGGUCUGACUGCAAAGGUCUUCAGGACGUAUAAUGCCUCCAUCACCCUGCAGCAGCAGCUCAAAGAGCUCACGAACAAGUCUGACAAUGUCGCAGAGAAGCUGCUGUCCUACAACCGGGCCAACAGAGCAGUUGCUAUUCUCUGCAACCACCAGCGGGCGCCACCAAAGACCUUUGAGCAAUCAAUGGCCAACCUUCAGGCCAAGAUUGAUGCCAGAAAGGAACAGCUAGCUUUGGCUCAUACGGAGCUGAAACAGGCCAAGAAGGAAGCCAAGACAAAAGGCAGCUCAGACCCCAAACUACAGGCUUUGGUGGAGCGGAAGAAGGCGGCGGUGAAGCGAUGUGAGGAGCAGCUGCUGAAGAUGGAGGUCCAGGCAACUGACCGAGAGGAGAACAAACAGAUUGCUCUGGGUACCUCAAAGCUCAACUACCUGGACCCACGCAUAACAGUGGCUUGGUGUAAGAACAUGGAGGUGCCCAUUGAAAAAAUCUACAAUAAAACCCAACGGGAGAAGUUUGCCUGGGCCAUCGACAUGACGGAGGCCGACUUCCAGUUCUGACGGACUGAAGCUGUCAAAGAUGCAACCAAGGAGCCCGUCAUGUUACAUAAAGUACAGAAGUUUAAUGUGGCAUUUCUGGGGUUUUCAUAGAUCACUGACAUCGUGUAACAUGAUCAAGCUUUGUAUAAAUGUUAAUUUCUUUUCAUGCUUUUGGCACUCGAUUUGAAAGAUUGCUGUUGGUGGUUCUGUUUGUACUUUUGUUUGCAUUUAACUGAAUAAAGGUUCCUAACUAUG
This is a messenger RNA of Melanotaenia boesemani (Boeseman's rainbowfish), 2688 nucleotides long. RefSeq names its product DNA topoisomerase I, mitochondrial. NCBI's taxonomy places the organism in Eukaryota, Metazoa, Chordata, Actinopteri, Atheriniformes, Melanotaeniidae. The record is from RefSeq and is a predicted model, not a curated record. Gene Ontology annotation, biological process: DNA replication; DNA topological change; chromosome segregation. Gene Ontology annotation, molecular function: DNA topoisomerase type I (single strand cut, ATP-independent) activity; DNA binding. The coding region runs from base 211 to 2454 and encodes 747 amino acids. The transcript is spliced from 20 exons. Gene Ontology annotation, cellular component: nucleolus; chromosome.